CUUUGGCGCUUCCGUAUGACAUUUUGGAGGAUAUUUAGGCAUAUCGGGAAUUAUUAAAAGGUACAUCUUGUUUUGCUGUACUCGCAUGACAUAGCAUACAGUAGGGAUAUCAACUAGAAGUGCAUAAAUGAAAGGGAUUUAAGUGAGGUGUCCAAUAUUCAAAGGCAUGUCAGAGGCGAACACCAUUUCACAAGGCUCGAAUGGUACGUCAUUGCCACGAGCGUCAGGGAGUAGUGAUGUGCUUAAUGGAAGUGAUGAGAAUACAGAGGGCACUGCAAAAAAAGCUUCAGAAGGCAGUGAUAAUGAAACGGAAAGUGUCAGUAGCACACAGACCACAACACAAGACGAUCCAACAGACCGUGGCGUCAUCAAAGCCGAACCGAAGUUUGAACUAGAUGGCGAGAAGGAAAUCUCCAAUCCUGAGACCGAUACAUGUCAGACAGAACAGAAUGCAUCAACACCAGUACCAGAGGCACAGAGCGAGGCGAUUGAUUCCUGUGGCAACAGUGUAGACAGCGAGUCUGUAGACGGGGUUCAGCUCCCUGUCAAAGUGGAGACAACCACAGCUGAGUGUGAACUAAAGAAACUUGAGAAAGAAGACGAUGAAAAGCAGAUACUGUUUGAUGAACAAUCUAAAGAUCCCCCACUGGAAAGCCCAACCACAGACCCCCCAAGUCCACAUGGAGGAGUAGAGGAUGUUCCACGUGGAGGAGUAGAGAAUGUUCCAGGUGGAGGAGUGGAGGAUGUUCCAGGUCGAGGAGUAGAGGAUGUUCCACGUGGAGGAGUAGAGGAUGUUCCACGUGGAGGAGUAGAGGAAGUUCCAGGUGGAGGAGUAGAGGAAGUUCCACUUGGAGGAGUGGAGGAUGUUCCAGGUGGAGGAGUGGAAGAUGUUCCAGAUGGGAGAACAAACUAUUCCAGCGGACUAAAUCAACCUGAGAAGGAAGGUAAUUCUACAAAGUUCAUGCUUAUUGGUAUCCUGGGCCUUGUACUAAGCAUCUGCUGUGCAGUCUUGUUACAACCCAAGUCUGCACCUGAGAAGGUGGAGGUCAAUCGGGUAGACGUCUUCCUCAAGGAGAUGGACAGAGUUAAGGUCCAGUUUCCCGGCCAACACCUUGAGCUUUGGAGAAGGAGCAAAAUACACCUGAAAAAACACCUCCAGACAGCCCAUCCCAAAGAGCCAGCCAGCCUGAUCCUGACUGCGGGCCGCAGGGCUAAAAGGACGCUGCACUGCCUGGCCCAGGGUCUGGCCUCCGCCCUCUCCUCUGCCCUCAACGGCUCCGUCCUCCAGAUCGACGGAGACAGCAUGGCUGGCCAGGACAGCAACCAGGUCAAGUUCGACAUCGACGACAAGCUCCGGCGCGCCUUCGAGGGGGACAAGCCCGUGGCCGUCAUCCACCGCUUCGAGGAGCUGCCUCCGGGCUCCACCAUCAUCUUCUACCGCUACUGCGACCACGAGAACGCGGCCUACAAGCGGGCCUCGCUGAUCUUCACCGUGCUGCUGGAAGGGAAGGAGGAGGUGUCGGCCAGCCUGGGGCUCAGUGCCGUGGAGGAGAUGGUCGACGACCACCUCAAGGACAAGUUCCUCUCCUCAGACCACCCGGCUUCCUUCGACAGCAUGGACACGGACAAGUUAAGUGGACUGUGGAGCCGCAUCUCCCACCUCAUCCUGCCAGUGGCAGCAGAGGAGAGGAUAGAGCAGCAUGGGUGUGGAGGGACUUAAAGCUCUUCACCAUCUAAAGCCUAUUUCUACAAACUGCUGAUACCGGAUGAUCAACCUAAAGGGAGUUGCAAUAUUUUAAUGAUUUAUGUUUCAUUUUCAUUUUAUAUAGGCUAUUGGCCAAGGCCUUCAUACACACUGCACUCUGUGCUAGGACAUAUGGAAGAUGGGUGCUUGAGAGACAACAUGCACUACUCUACCUAUUUAUUAACAUUUUAUGUGGAGGUGUAUUAUAUCAUUAUGAUCUCAGCACUUGAAGUUGUAAACACGAUUUAUUGUUGGGCCUUGCACUUUAAUUCUUAAGUCUUCUUCAAAUAACUAAGACACAUUUCUCCACCCAAAGAGAAAGUGUGCUUACCAACUUAUAGUUUCUCAGUUGAUGUGUUUCUUGAGACAGGAUGACAAUUAAUAAUGUGAUUUUUUUAAAUGUAUGUGGCGAUUGUUAUUCUGUUGAAUUGAGUAUAACAGCAAAAUUAAUUUUCUUCACCAUGGGCUGAAUUCAUUGACAUAACUAUGUGCCUUAAAUUGAAACGAAAAUAAACUGUUUAACACAAAACUUGCAUGUUUCAUUGAUGAGGUAACGGCUGUAGGCUGCCAAAGACAAUCUUCUGAGCAACUUUGACUCGACCUUUAAUAAAGACCUACACGUAUUUUUCCAAUAAUAGUUUCCGUACUUUUCAUUGGCUAAAAUAAGGAUUUUAAAGCAAAACAUUUUGUUGAGAAAACUCAAUAAAAUCAUUUGCAGCCUAAUCGUUUUCCUGAUCUCUUUUUGUUUGAAACUGAAAUUCGCCUUGUGAGAACCGUACAGACGCAAGUCACCUGGCAUCAUCACUUUGGCCGACUCCUCCUCUCCCCCCUGCGGUUCAUCAGCUCUUUACUCUCCGUCUCUGAGGAGUCAAGGGCGGUAUUAUUGUGGACUUACUUGCAAGGAGAUGCAAACACAUGGGACUGCACCUGAUUUGAACCAGGGCAUCGCAUUUUACCUUAAACAUUUGGCAUGAAACAGGACAUGCCACGGCGAUCUGCAAAUCUGUCUUUU
Molecule: messenger RNA, 2756 nt
Organism: Osmerus eperlanus (European smelt)
Lineage: Eukaryota; Metazoa; Chordata; Actinopteri; Osmeriformes; Osmeridae
Product: torsin-1A-interacting protein 1-like
Exons: 8
Coding region: 167-1720 (517 amino acids)
Biological process (GO): membrane organization
Cellular component (GO): membrane
Molecular function (GO): ATPase activator activity
Source: RefSeq, a predicted model, not a curated record